CACACUGGCUAAGGACUUACCAUAUAAAUAAACAAAUUCUUUUCUAUCUAUUUUAAAGCGUUUAACAGGAGUUAGACGCAUGGCGAACAGUUACGACAUACCCAGUUGGGCCGGCAAACCGCCCACUGGGUUGCAUUUGGACGUGCUCAAGGAUGAGAAACUGGUCCAGAAACUUAUGGUGGAUGAGAAAAGAUGCUAUUUAUUUGGGCGGAAUAGCCAGAUGAAUGACUUUUGUAUAGAUCACGCGUCCUGCUCGCGGGUGCACGCAGCAUUUGUGUACCACAAACACCUGAACAUCGCUUACCUCGUAGAUUUGGGUUCUACUCACGGUACUUUUAUCGGCACACUUAGACUUGAAGCCCACAAACCCACCCAGCUGCAGAUCAACAGCACUUUCCACUUUGGAGCUUCCACGAGGAACUACAUUCUCAGAGAACGGCCGUCGGGGCACCAUACUAACAUCAUGGAGGACCUCCCACUGAGCGAAACGAGUGAUGGAACUCUGCUUGGUCUUCCCGAAAGCCAAACAGAAUUGGAUAAUCUCACGGAGUACAACACAGCUCAUAACAGGCGCAUCUCAAUGCUGGGAAUCGAGGAUGACACCAAUCUGCGGAAGCAGAACGCACUAAAGCAAGGAAGACGCCCGCGGAAUGUGACUUUUAACGAUGAAGAAAUCGUCAUUAACCCGGAGGAUGUCGAUCCUAAUGUGGGGCGCUUCCGGAACUUGGUGCAGACAACUGUUGUGCCGGCGAAGAGAGCUCGUUUCGAUGUCAAUCAUAUGGGCAUUCAUUCGGGAAGUAGUGCCAACGCUGCCCACUUGCAUCAGAUGUUCCAGCAAACACUGGCAGACAUGAAACACGGACAACAUCAUAGGGAAAUGCCGCCGCCCAACACAGUACCUCAUUCCCCCACAAACUCGCUGUAUCAGGGACUGCCGGCGGAAUCUCACGGGAAGGGCGAUCUAGAGCCUAUAUCUCCGUUAAGCAUUGGUUCCAAGUUGGGCCUUCUUCUCCCCAACCCUGCUCCAGAUGUAAUGCCUGUUUCUGAUGAGGAUGUGGAAGCUAACUCGUCACUGGCGCAGAAACUAGCCAUGGCCAAUGCGAACGUUCGUCGGUAUGUCGAAGAUUCCCACGAUUCGAGUGGCGAAGGAGAUGCUUUGGGACCACAGAAAAAGAAAUACGCCAAGGAAGCCUGGCCUGGCAGGAAACCCAUGUUGGGGCAGUUGUAAAUACCUAUAACAUAGCAGGUAUUCUACAAGAUUUUAUGAUUUAGAAAAAAUAACAUUUAAAAAAAAGCUUAAGCUCGAAAGCAUCGUCUUAAGUAAUAAAAGUUUAAUAGAUUUUCAACAAUAAAGUCCAAAACAUUUUGCACGUAGAACAGA
Drosophila bipectinata is the source of this 1381-nucleotide messenger RNA. RefSeq names its product nuclear inhibitor of protein phosphatase 1 (gene NiPp1). Gene Ontology annotation, cellular component: nuclear speck. Lineage: Eukaryota; Metazoa; Arthropoda; Insecta; Diptera; Drosophilidae. The record is from RefSeq and is a predicted model, not a curated record. Gene Ontology annotation, molecular function: mRNA binding; protein serine/threonine phosphatase inhibitor activity; protein binding.